This is a messenger RNA of Hibiscus syriacus, 1098 nucleotides long. Its product is annotated as biotin carboxyl carrier protein of acetyl-CoA carboxylase 1, chloroplastic-like. The coding region runs from base 97 to 933 and encodes 278 amino acids. NCBI's taxonomy places the organism in Eukaryota, Viridiplantae, Streptophyta, Magnoliopsida, Malvales, Malvaceae. Gene Ontology annotation, biological process: fatty acid biosynthetic process. Gene Ontology annotation, molecular function: acetyl-CoA carboxylase activity. The transcript is spliced from 7 exons. Gene Ontology annotation, cellular component: acetyl-CoA carboxylase complex. The record is from RefSeq and is a predicted model, not a curated record.
ACUAUUAAACCCUCUUUCUCGUUUUCUUUCAAUAUAUUUCUUUCCUACAAACCCAAUCAAUCACAUUUGUUAUCUUUUCUGUUGCUUGAAUAAUAUAUGGCCUCUGCACUAUCAACAACAGCCUCCAUUGCUAAAACCACCACUACUUUGCCUCAUUCCUCUAACCUUCAGCGCUCCAACCUCUCCUUUCGCCUCUCUUUCGACCCGAACUUUCAAUUGUUCCCUAAGAGCUCGCUACCUCGUCGGAACUCUUCUACAGUGGUGAAAGCCCAACUUAAUGAGGUUGCCCUAGAUGGAUCGUCAAAUGCUUCUACUACACCUACAGUCAAAUCAGGGGCACCAAAAGCAGAAGCAAAGAAUGCUAAGCAAUCAAGCGAUGUAUCUCCUUCAACUUUGGCCACAGAAGAAUCAGUCUCAGAAUUCCUUAAUCAAGUUUCAAGUCUAGUAAAGUUAGUUGAUUCACGAGAUAUUGUAGAGUUGCAGCUUAAACAACUUGACUGUGAACUGGUAAUCCGGAAAAAGGAGGCUUUACCCCAACCACCAUCUGCAGCUCCAGUUGUUAUGAUGCAGUCACCCUCUCAACCACCAGUAAUGCCUCCAAUCCCAUCUGUCUCUGCACCUUCACCUUCUGCUCAAGCAUCUACUGCCUCAACUCCAGCACCGUUGCCAACUGCCCCUAGGUCAGUCAAAUCAUCACUUCCACCUCUUAAAUGUCCAAUGGCCGGCACAUUCUAUAGAAGUCCAGCACCUGGUGAACCACCAUUUGUGAAGGUUGGAGACAAAGUGCAGAAGGGUCAAGUCUUAUGCAUCAUUGAGGCAAUGAAGUUGAUGAAUGAAAUAGAGGCUGAUCAAUCGGGAACCAUAGUUGAGAUCCCUGCGGAAGAUGGCAAACCAGUCAGCGUUGACAUGCCUCUAUUUGUGAUCGAACCUUGAAACUAACUCCGAGUAGGCAAGACCAAAACGAUGGAGUAAAAUCAAUGGAGGGCAGGUUGAGUUUGUGUUUUGAUGUUAAACAUUGUGAGAUGAGGCAUUGUUUUGUUGUGAUAUAGUGAUUUGGUAGAGAUUGCAAAUAACCUGUUUUCAUACUGAAAAAUAGUU